This is a messenger RNA of Cyprinus carpio (common carp), 807 nucleotides long. RefSeq lists its product as uncharacterized. NCBI's taxonomy places the organism in Eukaryota, Metazoa, Chordata, Actinopteri, Cypriniformes, Cyprinidae. The record is from RefSeq and is a predicted model, not a curated record.
CACCGGAAGUGACGCGGUAAAAGGUGUUGCUGGUGAGCGCGGUAAAUUCGUGUUGUGGUUGUGGAGUAAAUGGCGUAAAUAAAGUUUAUGGUGACCGAACAUGGACUGCGGCGGAGGGAUGUUUUGCGGCAAACACAUGAGCAGCUUAACGCGUUUUUUCUUUACGUGUGGUCGGUGUUUGGAGUUUCUAAAGGACGCGGACCAGACGGAAACACCAGACAUACUGCAUCUACGAAACCUCGGUGUCAUCCCCAUGAGACUGAGGACUGAUUGCGGCACCAUCACAGUGACUACUACUCUGGUGUACGGUUCAUCUAUAAAUAACCAGCGUAUUGAGUCCUGGUGGUCUAUAUUUAGAAAGGGAAGGUCUCAGUUCUGGAUGGAGUUAUUUGCAGACCUUAGAGAAGCCGGAUACUUCAACGGGAGUCAUGAGCAUCAGUGCCUAUUGAGAUAUUGCUUUGGUGAUGUUAUUCAGAAGGACUUGGAUGAGUGUGUGAGACUGUGGAACAGUCACAGGAUUCGCCCUUCCAGAACAGCAGCAUGUCCAGGAGGAGUGCCCAAUGAACUCUACUACUUACCACACAGGUUUGGCUCCAGAGACUGCGGAUUUCAAAUUGAACAGGCUGAACUGGAUGCCCUUCCUGAGGCUAGCCUGUCAAUGGCUCCUUGUGGGGACCCAAACAUGCAGGAGUACUUGGACUUUGCCAUGGAACGCAAUCAGUUACAAAAGCCAGAGAACUGGGAGUCUGCAUCAGAACUGUACAUGAAACUAAAAGAAAUGGCUCAGCUAUGAAAUGAUCAAAAAGG